Messenger RNA from Wasmannia auropunctata (little fire ant), 3497 nucleotides. RefSeq names its product scavenger receptor class B member 1 (gene dsb). Gene Ontology annotation, cellular component: membrane; cytoplasm. Gene Ontology annotation, molecular function: scavenger receptor activity. The record is from RefSeq and is a predicted model, not a curated record. The transcript is spliced from 10 exons. Lineage: Eukaryota; Metazoa; Arthropoda; Insecta; Hymenoptera; Formicidae. Bases 1611 to 3338 code for a protein of 575 amino acids.
CUCACUCGCUAUUCGACAGAUCGUGGACCGCGCGCGUACAACCAAACGUCACGUCGGGUCUUGUCUUCAUUCUCGAUCGUCUCGUCUUCUUCUCUUCCCUUCAUCUUUUUUUUCAUCCUCCUCUUUGUCUUCCCUCUCUCUUCCCUCCUCCCCCCAUCCUCGUCGUUCUUUGCCUCGGCCAGAUAAUCCACUAUUUUCUCUCUCCUUUUUCUUUUCUCUCUGUCUUCUCUAUGUUGACGAGUCGCGAAUUAAAAAGGGGACUUGCGAUCGCCCGCCAGGAUUUAUUCGCGAAGACGCAACGAGUGAUCUUCGCGCGCCGAGUGCAAUCGCGAUCUUUAUUGUGAUCGACACCGGCCGUUGCAGAAACGCCUCAUUUUUAUCAAUGAGAACGAAAAUAUAAGAGCCACGAUUCUUGUGACCGUCUACGGAAAGUGAACCUAACAAACAUGUCAUGAUUACCGCGCCGUUUACGGAUCACCUUCGGGCAAAUCGACAAGUACUUUGAUCAAUCGAUCUCGGGUUUUUUGGUAUUUUUCCAUCUGGCAAGGUCGCUGUGUCGAAGGAGACGGAGGGAAUCACAAAAUUCUGUGCCGAUUUUGAUAUUCGAACAGAUUCCAAUUUUCUAUAAUUGAAUGUCAGUAUUUUCUUUAAAAUAUCGAGAGUCUUGCAUGGAGGUCAAGACGCAAAACUUAAAUCUGAUAGCAAGAUAGAGAAAUCUGUCCGGUAUUUCUUUCGCCGUUCUUCCCACUCUCCUUCUUGAGCUCGUGAGUUACAUAAAGAAGGAUUUUACUGGUCAGUUAAUGAACCCGGUUGUGCGUGCACUCGAGGAACAUCCAACAACGACGACGACAUCGAGGACGAAAACGGCGGGGACGACGAUUGGGCUGGUAUUAUGCAAAAGCCAAGAAUGAAGGACCAACGGCGAGACGGCGACGAGUGAAAGUGAAGCUGGGGGAACGUGCGUCUUACCUGGACCCAGGUGUGAAAGUGCAGUGCGUAAUACGAGCGCAGGGAACACGUGGCGCAGCGGGUACCUGUCGAAAUCGCGCUAUCGACACGACGACAGCCGGGGACACGAGGACAAGAUAGUGGUGAUGAUAACGGCGACGAUAACAAUGCUGCAGACACGUGCUCACCGCGAGAACAAUGCCCAGUGCAGUGACGGUAGAUGAUGCUAAUAAUGAUGACGAUGAUGAAGAUGAUGAUGAUGAUGAUGAUGAUGAUGAUAACGAUGUUGAUGAUGACCUCCUGUAUACGCAACACUCAUUUUGGGUCAACGUGUUUACCGUUAAUUAGAGCAUAUAGUAAUUAGUUAGCCAUUUGUAGUGGAUUACUCGUCUUUUAUUCCACUUUUAUUCGGCUGAACAAUCGACGGUUUCGUUCAUUCGUCGGAAAUUGAAUCGUUCGAAGACUAUCGGCGACCCAAGUCCGAACAAAAGUGCGAUUGAAACAAAACAUUAUUUGCAAGAAAUGGCUGAAGCAGUGUGAUUGAUUCGGAUCAAUAGGUGUCUUAUUAGCGUUACAUCUCGAGUGAAAUUGUUUUAUCGAUUGUAACGGUUUCAAAAAGUAGAUUGUUUUCUUUGUAACGUGAAUAAAAACGAAGAACGAAGAUGAAGUUUAUCGCGUCCUUGUUCGGGACGAGGUCCCCGAAGGCGAUGGGCAGACAAUACAUGAAGGUUGGCAGAAACGCCCUUUUUGGUGUGCAAAAUGAUACAAAUGACAAUAUUUGUACCGAGAAGGUGCCAAGGCCGCUAUCCUUGCUAAUCUCCAGGAAGGGAAAGUUGAGGCAUGGCAGGAUAGCAGCGAUCUGUCUAGGUCUUCUUGCACUUGUGAUCGGCAUAGUGCUCAGUAGCAUACCGUGGGUCGAUUACCUCAUCUUGAAACAACUGCGACUCUGGAACGGCUCGCUCUCCUUUCAAUAUUGGCAGAAGCCAGGCGUAAUUCGAUUGACCAAAGUCUAUAUAUUUAACGUAACCAACCCGGAGGGUUUUCUGCAGUUAAACGAGAAGCCGAAACUCCAGGAAGUUGGCCCGUUUGUUUAUCGAGAGGAUAUGGAAAAAGUUAACAUCGUAUUUCACAAUAACGGAACAGUUAGCUAUCAGCAUAAGAAAAUUUUGAAUUUUGUGCCUGAGAUGUCGAAGGAUGGAGAUAUGAAAGUGAUAGUGCCGAAUAUACCUUUGCUGACACUUUCGACACAAAGCAAAAGUCUCCCUCGUAUAAUCACUGCGGGAUUGUCGAUUUUCCUGAGCGGAAUGCACAUGAAACCCUUUAUUCCUAUAACCGCUCAGGAAUUGGUCUUCGGAUACGACGAUCCGUUGGUCAGCCUCGGACACAAGUUUCUUCCCAAGACGAGACGGCCCAUGAGCAGAAUGGGCCUCCUUAUUGGAAGAAACGGUACAUUAAGCGAGAUAUCUACGAUAUUCACCGGACACACGGACAUGAAAGAGUUCGGUUUGAUAAAUCGAUUGAACGGGCUCGAUCAUUUGCCAUACUGGCCGAACGCACCGUGCAAUUCCAUUGCGGCUUCGGAAGGAUCUUUCUUUCCGCCGCGAGAUCGAACUGGCGCGGACAUCAUUCACGUCUGGGACAAGGAUCUCUGCAGGACGAUGCCGUUGCAGUAUCGCGGGCCGGUAGAGAAGGCCGGUAUCAAGGCGGAUUUAUACACUCCGCCGGAUGAACUUUUCGGUCGAGUGAAUAAGUCAGCUACGGAUGAAGACUGCUUUUGCUCGGACGGCAUUGACACUUGCCCUCCACAUGGCUUGCAGGAUAUUAGUCCAUGCCAAUACAGUGCACCAGUAUAUAUCUCAUUUCCACAUUUUUAUAAGGCCGAUCCUAAAUUGUUAGACGCCUUUGAUGGACUCAACCCAGUCGAAAAACUGCAUGAAUCAUUUUUCAAAAUUCAGCCAAAAUUAGGAGUGCCGAUUGAAGCGAAGGUUCGCCUCCAGUUGAAUCUGAAGGUAGAACGACAGUCCAAUAUUGCGGUGGUCGCUGAUUUUCCCGAUAUAAUGUUCCCGAUUAUGUGGAUCGAGGAGGGCAUAGAGGAGCUCACGCCGUCCAUUAGACGAUUCAUUUACUUGUCGACCACAUUCGCCGACAUCGCCGGGCCUUGCUUUACGUAUGGCAUGAUUCUAGUCGGACUGACGAUCAUCAUCACGGUGUUCGUGAAGGCGUAUAAUACCCCGGUAUUGACGCACGAGGCGAUCGAGCUCGGCAAGAGGACCAUCAGGAGAGGCUCGUCUUUCUUAAUAAAUGGCCAACAUCGAUUGAUCGGUCGGGACUCUUACGUCUUACUAAAAGACAACGAUAUGGACGAGAAGCAGGAUAUUAUAGAGAUGUGAUGGACAUUUCUGCGUGAAUUCUAGAAUAUUAUAGAAACGAUGAUACUAAGCGUCUUUUGUAGAGUGAACAAUAAUAUAUAAUUAAUGACGCCUAGUCUCGAUUUCUCGUGAAGAGAAAUCGUAAAUCAAUCUUGGUAUUAACAAGAAGUUUAUCGAGAA